CCCUAAAAGGACUCAUCGUGUGACAACCAGAAGAUUGAUUCGGUGCAAAUUGCAAGCAUUUUCAGUGGACCUCUUCCUCUUGAAGAUGAAAUAAACGGGAGAUUUUUUUUUGCUCCAUAUGAAACUGCCACCACCACAAUUGUAAAUCAACGUGGAAAAUAAAUAUCCAGAGUCCAGAAUCCAGAUAACGCAGCACCCACGUGGCAAAAUUACAGUACCACAGGCAAAAAUCUUCGAACCCCACUCUUCUUCUUCUCUCCAUAUCAGCCACAUCUUCUCAUGAACCGCUAGAUUUCUCUCAAUAACACGAAAAUCAAUCAAUGGCUGAUCAGUUUUAUCAGAAUUUCACUUAUAAUAUUGGCUAUGAAAUGAAUAUCUGAAAAUACCCAUUUGUAAUGGCUCUACCCCAACUCAUUCCUUCUCCCACUUCUUCAUCUUUCCCGGCUCAGUCUCACCACCAACCUGCUUUAAACCCUAACCCCACAUUAAACCCUAAUAAAUCUUUCGGUUUUUUCUCUAAUUCUUCUUCCACCCUUUGUCACCGCCGUAGAAGACCUAAUUUUCUUCGGUGCUUAGCUUCUUCUUUCCCUGAAAAGCACCACACUAACCCACCAAAAUCUGAUGACGAUGUUGAGCUCCCGCUCUUCCCGCUUCCACUUGUCCUCUUCCCUGGAGCCAUUCUUCCUCUUCAGAUCUUCGAGUUCCGUUAUCGCAUUAUGAUGCACACCCUCCUCCAAACCGACCUCCGCUUCGGUGUCAUCUACUCCGACGCUGUUUCGGGAACCGCUGAAGUUGGGUGUGUGGGAGAAAUCGUCAAGCACGAACGGCUUGUAGACGAUCGGUUUUUUCUCAUUUGCAAAGGGCAGGAAAGAUUCCGUGUUACGAGUAUUGUCCGUACGAAGCCAUAUCUUGUUGCGGAGGUGACGUGGCUGGAGGACAGACCGUCUGGCGAGGAAGACUUGGACGCCUUGGCCAGUGACGUGGAGGGUUAUAUGAAGGAUGUGAUUCGUUUAUCCAAUCGAUUAAACGGGAAGCCUGAAAAAGAGGUUGUGGAUCUGCGGAGGAAUCUAUUUCCGACGCCGUUUUCGUUUUUCGUCGGGAGCACUUUUGAAGGUGCGCCCAGAGAGCAACAAGCGUUGCUGGAAUUGGAAGAUACAGCGGCCAGGCUUAAGAGAGAGAAGGAAACUUUAAGGAACACGCUUAAUUACUUGACUGCUGCUUCAGCUGUUAAAGAUGUGUUUCCUUCUUCAAGUUAAUAGGUAUUUGAAUGCUUACUCUUGCUGCUCUGUUGCUUCAUAUAUACACAAACAAGUUGUAAAUUUUGUUGUGUAAUCUGAUUUCUUCAUUUAGACUGGUUGAAACUAGCUGGCAAUCGAUAAUCGAUAUAUGGGUUGUUAUUUUUUUUA
Mangifera indica (mango) is the source of this 1406-nucleotide messenger RNA. RefSeq names its product lon protease 2-like. The coding region runs from base 396 to 1256 and encodes 286 amino acids. The record is from RefSeq and is a predicted model, not a curated record. NCBI's taxonomy places the organism in Eukaryota, Viridiplantae, Streptophyta, Magnoliopsida, Sapindales, Anacardiaceae. The transcript has a single exon.